AUGUUGACAUUUUCAUAUACUUUAAUUAUUUUUGUUAUUUGUUUGAUUAAUAUUAUAUCUAAUCAAUUAAUCUUACAACCAGCACAAUCUAAUAUUUCACGUUAUCAAUUUGAACCGUUUGUUGCUUUGUGUGCCGGGCAGAAAACUACUCGAGCUAUUACUUGGCAAUCUCCAUUACAAAUUGAUAUUGAAGAAAAUAGUAAUGCAAGAAUAACGAUAGAACGUAAACAUUAUGGGUUAAGAUUGCGCAUACGAAAUAUAACACGCAAUGAUCAAGGUACAUGGACAUGUUUAGGUUUCAAUCAAGAUGGAAAACCAUUUUCAAGUUCUUUACAAAUCCUUGUUAAAGUGCCAAUUACAUUUAUAAGUGAACCAAUUCAAUAUGCUGAAAUAAAUACUGCUGUAUUAAUCAAAUGCCGAUUGGUAUCAAAUGUUGCUGCUGAAAUUUCUUGGUACAAAGGACACAAUAGAAUAGAAAUUUUAUCCUCAAAUUACGAAAAAACAACUGAUGGAUUAAAAAUUAAUCGAGUCUCAUCGAUAGAUAAUGAUAUUUUUUGGUGUCAGGCAGAUGUUAUUGAAACUGGUGAAUCAAAAGAUUAUCAAAUUCAAGUUGUUAUUGCUCAACCUAUAAAAUCUGCAAAAAUCAUCUGUAUAGAACCAUGUGCUGUUGAAAAACGAACAGCUACGUUAAUUUGUGAAGCGAGUGGCAUACCUCCACCACAAUUUUCAUGGUUUUAUGGGCAGAAUGAGCAUUUAAUUGUAAGUGGAAUAUCGAAAUUUAUUGCUCGUGGUAAUCGAUUAAUUAUAAAUCAUGUUGAUGAAACAGACAGUGGUCGAUAUUCAUGUCAUGUUUUUAAUGAUUUUGAUCCGAAAGGUCAAAAAGUAGACUACACUCUUCACGUCAUUAUACCACCGAAUCUUUUACCUAUAGCUCAACAAGAAAUUACUAUUGAUGAGAAUUUCCCGUCGAGACGCGUCGGCUUUACCUGUCGUCUUGAACGUGGUUCAAUUGAAAAUUUUUCUCUAGAAUGGCUCGAUACUCAUAAUAAACCCGUACAAGCGAUUGAUGGCAUAUCGAUUGAUGACACCCAAUUGAUAACACAACGUUUAAUUCAAUUAAAUUUUAAUCCUAUCAGCCGUGAGCAUCAUGGAAAUUAUACAUGUCUUGCAAAGAAUUCAGCAGAUUUGACAUCAACUAUUGCUCGUCUUAUUGUUAACUAUAAACCGAUACUUAUUGAACCCAAAAUGAAUGAUAUCCAUAGCAUACCUAACCAUCCAACAAUAAUGCAAUGUCGAAUCGAUAGUUAUCCACCACCUGUUAUUCAAUGGGUAAAAUUAAUACAAGGUUAUGAUACAAACCAGACUAUUUUAAGAAAUAAUGAUCCACAAGUGAUUGAUAUUUUUACGCAACAAAUCAAUUCGACAAUUUAUGAAACAAAAUUGACGUAUAAUCCAUCAGAAGAAGAUUUUGGUUUUAUAUUUGAAUGUCGAGCCAAUAAUUCUCGUAUAGAAAAACAUUCAAUAACGCUUCGACGCGCAGAACCUCCACGGCCAGUUCGUAUAUCUAAUGUUCAGCCAACUUCAAAUACAAUUGAACUUAAUGUUCAAACACCAACAGACUAUGCUGACAUACCUUUAAUUCAAUAUAUUGUCAAAUAUGAACAGAUUGAUGCUCCUAAUUCACUGAAAACAAUCUCAUUUCCAGUUGUAUCAAAUCAAUCACAAUCAAUUGAAAUCAAAUCUCUACAAGCAGCAAGUACGUAUCGAAUUCAAGUAGCUGCUGAAAACUAUGCAGGACCUAGUGUUUUUUCAACGCCGAUUCAAGCAACAACAUUUUCUGGAGAAGUUCCACAAUUUAACUUAUCCAAAACUUCAUGUCUCGAUCAUAGAUCUUGUUUGGUUCAAUGGAUUAUUGAGUACGAUGGAGGUUCAGCGAUUUCGCGAGCUGAAAUUGCUUAUGCUAUAAUUCAUGGUGCAAACAAAGUAGAAAAAUGGAGUAAGCCAAUUAAUAUUGAGUUUCCGGCUACUGAAUACGAAUUGAAAGAGCUGAAACCGAAAACAUAUUAUGAUAUUGUUGUUCGUCUAUUUAAUGCAGCUGGUAAUAGUGAAAAAAUAAUUCGAGUAAUGACAGGUUUUUCUUCUACAUGUGGUACAGAUUGUCGUUCAAAACCAAGUAUAUGGAUCAUUGUAGGAAUAAUAACUAGUAUUAUUAUUGGUACUAUUAUAGUAUUUGUUUUAUUGAUUUUAAAUCGAGUGUUACGUAUACGUACAAUCGGUCGAAAUCCUGAGUCAUCGCCAUUGACUCCCAGAACAAUCGAGAUUCAAGAUUAA
Molecule: messenger RNA, 2331 nt
Organism: Rotaria socialis
Lineage: Eukaryota; Metazoa; Rotifera; Eurotatoria; Philodinida; Philodinidae
Source: the annotation of a GenBank genome assembly